Corticium candelabrum is the source of this 1664-nucleotide messenger RNA. RefSeq lists its product as uncharacterized. The transcript has 4 exons. The record is from RefSeq and is a predicted model, not a curated record. Lineage: Eukaryota; Metazoa; Porifera; Homoscleromorpha; Homosclerophorida; Plakinidae. Bases 260 to 1450 code for a protein of 396 amino acids.
ACCCUAGAAUGAGAAAAAGUUCUACACUUUAAUUCUAAUAGAAAAAUAACUAAAGCAGCCACCUUAAUUAACUGCCUUUCCGAAGGCUGUUUAAAUUUGAAUUUGAAGAUUCUUUUGCACAGUCUCGUAUACGUGGGGUAUGCCUACGACCCUCCGUACCAGCAAGAGCUAGUCACGGCAUGCGUGCCGGCUAGAGCAUGCGCACGUGAUACUAUUUGUCUCUUUCAUGCAAUUCGUCAAGUUAUAGAAUGUGACAAGUAUGAAAGGAGCAACGAUUGCUAAAUUAUCUUUGUUCCUGCUAUGCGUGCUGCUAGAAAGAUACGCAUCCGCUGAUCUACAAGGGUUUGAGGUGUGUCACAUUGAAAACUACGAAAACGACAGUGCAAUUUCGUACGACGAUGGCAUUACACUAAACUGCAUAUGUAUACCUCCUCCUGCAAGAGGAAUCACUUGGUGGCGUGGCAAAAGCAAGCAAAUUGAGCCGGGAGGAUCGGUUGGCAUUGAAUCUAGGGUAGAAGGACAGUUGCUCUAUUCCAGCAAAUUAACAAUUACUGGUUCUCAACUACGUGGACGAGUUUGCUGCAGAACAGAUAGAUCUAUUUUAUGUGUCAACCUUACUUUCUCUCCUCCACCAUUCGUCAAUAUAUCAGUAAUAGAUUAUCACUACUUGGGGAAUGAAUCUUAUUUGGUUCUAAUCAGCUGUACCCUCAGAACCCAAAAAGAAACAGUUCGUGAUAACGCUUUAUCAGUAGUUAUUCAGAAUACUCAGAAGUCUACAAAUGAAUACAUUCUAACAAAAGAAGGAAAUGAAAGCAAUGGAAAGAGUGUGCAUUUUAGUAAAGAGCAGCAAAUUUAUGAGAAUGUUAGCUAUGGUUCCGUACUGUAUUGCGAAUAUUUGGACCCUACUACUUACAAAUCGUUUCAGAGUAUGAACUUGUCGUUUCUGCCUACACUCUAUUCUCAUGACACAGAAGGAAAAUCAAGCAACGCGAUCAUUGUAAUUUCAGGAGCUGUGGGAGGAUCAGUCGUAAUUAUUGGUUUCUUAAUACUCAUGAUAUGUGCAUGCUGUGGUGGAUGUCGACGUCUACUGCUGAUCAUACACUGCGCAGUGCAGCACAAUAUUGAAACUGGACCUAACCUACACGAUUUGGACAAGUCUAGUAAUUCAGAUCAAAACAUUACCAAUCCACUUCCGAAAGACAACAACGAGAACGGCGACACUGAUUCUGAAACGAAGGUUCUGCAACAAGGAAACAGAUUUAGCAAAGAAGACAAAGAACACAGAAAGACACGAGAGGCAUUAGCAAUGGAAACACUUGAAGUCAUAGGUGAAGACAAAGAAUGUGUGAUGGAGAAAUUGGACAAAAUUCACACGGAUGUUAACAAAAUAUUGCAAAAUAGCAAAGACAAAGACAGCCUAGCUGGUAGCAUAAUUGAUAGCAUGGUGUAAUUGGGCUUAGCGCAAGUAGGGUUUGUGUGGUGUGAGGUGUUUUGAGGUGUGUGUGUGUGUGUGUGUGUGUGUGUGUGUGUGUGUGUGUGUGUGUGUGUGUGUGUGCACGUGCCUUCAUGGGUGCAUGCGUGCGUGCAUGCAUGGGUGUGGCACGCGGACACACAGACACACAGAGCUGUUGUUGUAGAAGCAAGCAAAAUAAUAAAAGGAAUGG